UGUGACCGUGGUGGAAGCUUUCCUUAACACAAGACGCUGAACCCUCCGACACAAGCGGCCGCUGUUAGAGAAAAUACCGGACUGUUUUGCGGGGGCAAAAAAUAAAAAAUAAAAUAAGAGGAAACAAACUUUUUUAAAAAACACUUUUUGUUUAGCAGGUGGCCCUGACGUCACACGGGGUCGCAGUACGCCCAAAAAUAACAACACCACCUCCGCGCACAAGCAAGUGCCUCCCCUGGGGGGGUUUCUAGUCCCAAAUAUACUUGCUUGCUGGGAUACAGCUUGAUGUGUGUUUGAAUCGUAACGAAAAAAAAACAAGCCGCGUCUUUCCUCGCAUUGCGCGUCAUUCAAACAGGACUCAGUGUACUGCUUUUCCCUCUGUUGCAUUAGUAAUAACAGCGGCGUUGACGGGAGACAGCAGGAGAGAGUGUGUGUGUGUCUCCGACAGUGGUGCCCAGCGGAGGAAUAUUUAAGCUUUUUUUAUUUACUCUGCAGCUUGUUGUUCAUUUUCUCUGCGUUAUGGUGAACUUGGACAGUCACGUGUGAAGAUCUCUGCGAGUAUAGAGGACGACGACUUCUCACCUGGUGUGUCCCUUUGACUUUUACCGUGAGGGGAAAUAUACCUGCCAUUUUUUGUGAUAGCUGAAAUCGCUGGAUUCCUUCCACUCCUGUGACGGACAACAAUAGCAAGUUCUCUCCCUAAGGGAUGAAAUAUGCGCACUCUGCGCCCAUAGAAGAAAGCAGACGACACACACUGUAAAGUCCAAAGUGGUUUUAAAUCAUGAUGAUGCAGGAGUCGGCCACAGAGACAAUAAGCAACAGUUCAAUGAGUCAAAAUGGAAUGAGCACCCUAAGCAGCAGCCAAUUAGAGGCUGGCAGUAGAGAUGGGAGAUCAAGCGCUGGUGACACGAGCAGCGAAGUAAGCACAGUCGAGCUGCUGCAUCUGCAACAACAGCAGGCCCUACAAGCAGCGAGGCAAUUACUCUUGCAGCAGCCAGGCAGUGGCCUGAAAUCUCCAAAGAGCCAGGACAAGCAGCGUCCACUGCAGGUUCCAGUGUCAGUGGCCAUGAUGAGUCCCCAGGUGAUAACGCCACAACAGAUGCAGCAGAUCCUCCAGCAGCAGGUCCUUUCCCCCCAGCAGCUCCAGGCCCUGCUCCAACAGCAGCAGGCUGUAAUGCUGCAGCAGCAACACCUGCAGGAGUUUUAUAAGAAACAACAGGAGCAGCUUCAUCUGCAGCUUCUCCAGCAGCAACACCCUGGCAAGCAGGUUAAAGAGGGCUUACGCAAUCGGCUGUCUGGCCCGGCGAUAAACAACUCUGUGAGGCAGCAAGGAGAGCAGAGACAACAGCAGCAGCAGCAGCAGCAGCAGCAGCUGGCCGCCCAGCAGCUCGUCUUCCAGCAGCAGCUCCUGCAGAUGCAGCAGCUCCAGCAACAGCAGCACCUGCUCAACAUGCAGCGGCAGGGCCUGCUCUCGCUGCCCGGGCCCGCGCCCGGCCAAGCCGCCCUGCCUGGACAAACCCUGCCCCCACAAGCAGGCCUCAGUCCCGCAGAGCUCCAGCAGUUGUGGAAGGACGUGACCGGAGGCGGCGGCCACGGCAUGGAAGACAACGGCAUCAAACACAGCAACAGUGGCACUGGCAGUGGCGGGGGUGGCGGUGGCGGCUUAGACCUCUCCACCAACAACUCUUCUUCAACUACCUCCUCCUCCAAUCCCGCCAAAGCAUCACCGCCCAUCUCUCACCAUUCCAUUGCCAACGGACAGUCCCCCGUCCUGAACCACAGAAGAGAGAGGGAAAGGGAACGGGAAAGGGAGCGAGAGAGUUCACUACAUGAAGAAAGUGGAGGGACCCACCCCCUGUACGGCCACGGUGUGUGUAAGUGGCCCGGCUGUGAAAACAUCUGUGAGGACUUCGGACAGUUUUUGAAGCACCUAAACAGUGAACAUGCCCUUGAUGAUCGGAGCACAGCCCAGUGUAGAGUCCAAAUGCAAGUCGUACAGCAGCUAGAAAUACAACUUUCUAAAGAACGUGAGCGUCUUCAGGCGAUGAUGGCCCACUUGCACAUGCGGCCCUCGGAACCCAAGUCAUCUCCCAAACCACUCAACUUGGUGUCCAGCGUCACCAUGUCCAAGAACUUGCCCUCAGCGUCACCCCCCAACUUACCUCAGACACCCACCACGCCCACAGCGCCGAUCACACCCAUGGCCGCCAUGCCCCAGGUACCAUCAGUACUGGGAGGAGCCAACGUCCCCAGCAUGGGAGCCAUGCGCAGACGCCACUCGGACAAAUACUCCAUGCCACUUUCGUCAGGUGGUGACACAGUAUUUAUUUUUCCAGAGAUCGCCCCAAACUACGAGUUUUAUAAGAACGCAGAUGUCAGACCGCCAUUUACUUAUGCAACCCUCAUAAGACAGGCUAUCAUGGACUCUGCCGACAUGCAGUUAACGCUUAAUGAAAUCUACAGCUGGUUCACACGCACGUUCGCCUACUUCAGACGCAAUGCUGCAACUUGGAAGAAUGCCGUUCGCCACAACCUCAGUCUGCACAAGUGCUUUGUGCGCGUGGAGAACGUGAAGGGGGCGGUGUGGACGGUAGAUGAGGUGGAGUACCAGAAACGCAGGUCGCAAAAGAUCACAGGAAGCCCAUCACUUGUCAAGAACCUGCCCUCCAGUCUUGGCUAUGGAACUGCACUAAACGCCAGCUUACAGGCUGCCCUGGCAGAGACCUCCCUGCCUUUGCUGGGGACCCCCGGCCUCAUGAACAGCGGCUCCACGGGCCCGAUGGGCGGCAGUUGCCACGGCCUCCUGGGCGGCGACCCGUCCGGCCUGAUGGGUGGAAGUCCACCUGGACUGUUGGGCGGGAGUCCGCCGGGACUGCUGGGUGGCAGCCCCCCAGGUACGCUGAGCGGCAGCCCCCCCACCCUGAUGCAAUCCGCCCACGAGGAGCUCAACGGCUCGCUCGACCACCUGGACACCAACGGACACAGCAGCCCCGGAUACUCCCCACCAGUACACAUGCAUCAGACAGCAGCAAAGAUAUCCAUAUACAAAUGGCCACCUGUUCACGUGAAGGAGGAGCCACUUAACAUGGAUGACGACGACUGUCCGAUGUCACUGGUGACGACAGCCAAUCACAGUCCAGAGCUGGACGAUGACCGGGAGCUGGAGGAAGGGAACUUAUCAGAAGACCUGGAGUGACUAGGAUACAGUUUUUGGACGACGUAUCCCUUCACCCAGCCGCACUGUUUCUCUCACACAGACCUCCUGCAAGACUAGAAACCACUCCACAGUCCAAGCAACCACAGCUGACUCUCUCUUUGUCUCUCUCACCACUGGGACUAUUUAUUGCGCAUGCAUCCGGAUGGAGACUGGUCCAAAGGAACUCUUUGUUGCAGCCCUUUGGGAUCCCUAAACAUGACAGGCAUGAGAUGUCUGAUUAAAAAAAAUUAACUCUCUGAGACCUAUUUCAUUAGAGAUGGCGUGGCCACAUACAGUAAAGGAUGAUGGACUCAUGGAUGGGGGAAAAACAUGAAACAAAUGAGCAAAUCAUGUUCCGUUGAAAGCUAGCGGCCUCAUAUACUGCCAAAAAGGAAGACGUUUUAUGUUUGUGAAUAAUCCAACCCCCCAGUAGUUGUUAAUGUCUAGAGACAAUUGCUGGUUCAAUUCAAGUUGUUGCUCUGUUAUCAUUUGCACAGGAGUAGUCUCAGAAAUUUGUGUCACUGCCUGUAUGUUGCUACUAUUAUAAAAACCAGUAUAUUAUUUUUAGCUCUUUUUUUUUUUUUUUUUUUUUAACCAUCGUUAAUUUCCAAAUAUGAUUUUAGACACCACCAACUGUAAAUGCCAUUCCCUAAAUCACACCAGUAACGGAACUUCGGUACCAAAACUGUUGUUGCAGCUGUCCAGAAAAAAAAAAAAAAAAAAAAAAAAAAAAAAAAGUUGGCUUCCAGUCUAUUAUCUGUUUGUGAUUAAAAGUUAAAAAAAAACUGGAAAUUCAGUUGGGGAAAAAAUAAUAGUUUGUGUAAAGCACCAUUUACAAAACAAAUGCAUUUCUGCAUCAUUUUCUCCUUGCUGUUCUCCUUACCUCCUCGUUCUAAAGCUUUGUCUACCUGCAAACAGUCACAGGCAACAGCUAGAAACCAAAGCCAACACUAGCAAUGGCCAAUAGCUUAUAGACAGAAGCCACCAAACUCCUCUUGGUCCGUCUUCUGUGACUUUAAACUAGUACAAAGAGAAGCUUUUGUUCCGCAAACUACCUUCGAAUAACCUCUGGGAUUGUUUCAUUUAGCCCUAUACAAAGAUGAUCACGAGUUAAGAGAGAGGGGAAAUAAAUGCUGAUUUUGAUGUGUAAUUUGAUUAACUCAUAGAACGUCCACUUUGGAGAUUUUCUGCCAGACGUACCGUAAGUAUAAAAAAGGUGAUGUGAUAUUUGAACUGCAGGCAUUUUGUGCUGGUGAUUUGACUGGUAGAGAGCAGCUAACUGUAAAAGUGGAUUAUGACCAAAACAAAACAUUUGUGUAUUCAAUGGAAGUGCAGAAACAUUGUGUUGUUGUGAAGUUUAUUUUAAGUUUUUACUCUUUGUUAUGCAUUACACAUCAAAAGUCAUUGGGGUUUUUUUUUUAAUGAUUUUUUUCUAACCUGGUGAAUAUGUAAUGUUCUAAGUGGGACUGUCAAAAUAAUGUCACGUCUUAUUUCCGUGGCGGUUUUGUUUCCGAGCCGCGUUGAAACCGAAACUGAAAACAUCGCUAACCAAACAUGAAAAAUAUCUAGUGAAGCCAAAUAAGUCAUAAUUUCAAGUUGAUAUGAAAUGAUGUGGCUUGGUUACCAUGUAAAAGCAAAUAAUAAUAGCCAUUGCAGAAGAGGAUAUCUAAGGUGAGAGUUAACCUUUUCUAGGUGAUAUUUGCUUUAACUUGUCAUCAAAAAUACUCAUUGUGUGUUUCAUAGCUUCUAAACUCUACAGAUGCAACCGGUGUCAGCACUGAUGUACUCUGUAUAGGUAGCCAGCUUUUUAUAACACACUUGGUAUUUAUAAGAAACUAAAGAGAAGUAGUUAUUGUGGAGACCACGUCCCAUCAUUUCCCUCACAGCUAAUGUCAUCUAGAAAAGUGUUGUUGCUUUAAUGGUCAUUUCUGUUUUCAGUAAACCAAAGUUACACAAAAUUCUGCCUCCUCUUGUAUGGGAUAAAGAAAUGCUCAAAAAAAAAAAAACAACCACACACACCCUGGCAGAGACUAGCAUACAUGCGCACGUACAGACACACACACACAUAUAUACAUACACACACACACACACACACACACACACACACACACAGACACGGACCCCGAGCUUUUGCCAACUUUCUCUCCAGCUGCAGAAAAUGUACGCUGUCAAAGAACCGACGAGUGGCUUUGUAUCGUGCUGUAACGAGCAAUGCGUCUGCCUGCUUUGACCAAAGUGGAAACACUGUGCUUAUGUUGUUUUCAAGUGUUGUGCCAAGCCAAGGAAUUGGCUGUAAGAGCUUAACACGCAGACACAUGCAGUACUGUACAAACACACAGCAUGUCAAGUACAUACACACACAUACACACACACACAUAUAUACCAGUUCCACGUCAAGAGGGUACUGGGCCCAGGAACAAAGCUUAUCCCUUCAAUACUUAGCUGGAGUCAGCAAAACGACUUGAAGACAACGUUCUUAAUAAUCUUAUCACACCAAAUAAAAAGGACGUGGCGUCUUUCAAAAAAAAAAAAAAAAAAAGGGUUCUCCCACUUACCCAAAAAGGCUUUCUAAAAGCUUCUACCUCUGCACAACAAAUUCAGAACAAUUAUGACAGAUUGCACGAGUUAUUAGAAUGCCACAAGAGCUGUUACACUUUACUACGCUUGUCUCAUAGGACGUGGCUCAAACCAACGUUUACAUUCCCUGCGUCAAGAUAUGGAAGAUUUGCAUUGUAAUAGGUUGUCCUCAAACAUUUGUAGAAUGAUAAUGUAUAGAUUACCUGUAAGGGAAUAUUGUGUUUUAAAAAUGCAUGUCUAAAAAUCAUUUGGUGGACUGGAAACAAGAACCAAUAAAAAGAAUAUAAUAAAAAUCAUCGGGACGAUGGCCUAAAUGUACGUACAAUGCAUAGGAGUGCAUUACCUCAGAUAUACUGUUUUGGGAGGGAUAAAACCUGUCAGCCACAGAAUGCAUAUUACCUGUAGAUUUGCAUGGGUUUUGUAUAAAUUAAGUAAAAAAAUGUCUAAAAUAGUUGCUUGCACAUAAUACCAGAAAGACCUCCAGAACUGCGAUCUGCUCCUCCACUAGAUUUUAGGAUUGUCUGGAUUUUCUGGGUUGAUUUUGUCUGUAUUUUGAUAACUGUGCAUACUUAUGUAAAAAAAUGUUGGUGGACCCAUAAAUUUACCAGACUUUUUUCUAAGAGGAAAAAAAAAUCUCAGUGUUUCUUUUCUGACUUACCUGAAUUUUUACUGUUUCUCUCUCAUUGCUCGCUAAGAAUAGCAAACCUGCUUUUUCUGCAUCUGCUUUGCGUAGCUGUAAGGCUUAACCUAAUGUGUGUAUUUAUUGCUUGUACCUCUGUGCAUACUUUAUGAAGCAUUAUGUCUGGCAGUUGAGUCAUGUAUCCUUUCUACUGCUAUCCUUCUCUAAUAAUUGGGAAUAUGAUCCCCCUAUGUAUACAGUAAAUUGGGACUGUAGCAAACAUAUGUUUAUGUAAUUGGUGAAAACUUUUUUCGUUUGUUUCAUUUCCUUUUGAUCGAGAUUCAACUACUUUUUUUGAUACUUUUCAUUACUGUGUACUGUGUCCAUACUUUAAAGGUUCUCUGACAUUAGAAGGUCAUGGUUGAGAAUUGUAACAGACGUUAUUAUUUUAUGUAUUCAUGGCAUUUCACUGCUGAAUAAAAUAAAGGACCAAAACUUGGAAUUUGAAAAGCAA
Molecule: messenger RNA, 6906 nt
Organism: Dicentrarchus labrax (European seabass)
Lineage: Eukaryota; Metazoa; Chordata; Actinopteri; Moronidae
Gene: foxp2
Product: forkhead box P2
Exons: 21
Coding region: 782-3196 (804 amino acids)
Biological process (GO): regulation of transcription by RNA polymerase II
Cellular component (GO): nucleus
Molecular function (GO): DNA-binding transcription repressor activity, RNA polymerase II-specific; RNA polymerase II cis-regulatory region sequence-specific DNA binding
Source: RefSeq, a predicted model, not a curated record